AUGAUCCGUAAUGAUCUCCUCCUCGUGGAUUCGGCCUUUGCAGAGGCGGAGAAGUACAUGGACCACAUGAAUGUGAAAAUCAACCAGGCCCAUGAGAAAUUUGAGGAGCUACAAACAUUAGGCGGUAGUCAGGGAGACUUUGACGAACUUCGAAAGGACGUCAUGAAGCUGAAGUUGCAGAUCCCUUCGCAUGUGAAAAUCCGUUCUUCCAAUUCCAAUCCCCAUCGUAAGCGGUGGCCUAAUAUAAACGAGGCCGAGGAUGGAAUGACGCACUUCUUCUACAAGGAGCCACAGGUUUUGCACAAUGAUUACCUCGGUGGCCAAUUCAAAGCUUCCUUUGAGCUCUCCGAGCCAUUGCUUUUUUGUUUGUUAUGUUUCUUCGCAUUCCCACCGGAGGCAACUAUAAAGAAAAGGACGAUGAUUUAUCUGUGGAUAGGGCAGGGACUUAUUUUGUGGCAUCUACGGAGUAGAGGCUUGUAUCAAAGAGAUUUUGAUGGGAUUAUUCCGCACAUAAUAGAAGAGGAUGUUGGCAAUGAGAUCUUUGAUGCGCUUAUUGCAAAGGGCUUCAUUGAGCCUGUCUAUCAAAAUUGCCUCUUGGUGCCAGACACUUGCAGGAUGAGCCAUUCUGUUCGUGCUUCUUUUUACAAAGAAGCUAAAUUUAGAAGAUUUACUUCAAAUGAUUCUCUUGAUCUGGAUCCUGGAUUCGUUUGUAGUGGUCUAAAAGUGCGCCCAUGUCUGAUCAAUGUUGGUGAGGCCAUUAUUAAUUGCAGGCCUGAAAUAUUUGAGAAUAUGAAAUUUAUUCGAAGUCUUUAUCUCGGAAGGUGGCAGAGCUCAGCUACGCACCAUAUUGAACUAGCUGACACCAAAAUCCUCCAUGGACUGAAGAAUCUGUGUUGGUUAGAAUUUCUUUGCCUUCGAGGAAUUUCUAUGAUUAUGGAGCUUCCAACAGUCAUUUUAGAGCUCAAGCUUUUGAAGAUCUUAGAUCUACGAGCUUGUCAUCAUCUCGAGGCGAUUCCUAACAAUAUUGGUUUGCUCAAUAGUUUGACACAUUUGGACAUGUCCGAGUGUUACUUUUUAGAACACAUGCCCAAGAGUCUUGCUCAACUAUCAAACCUCCAAGUCCUUCAGGGAUUCUUGAUCGGAGAUUUCAACAACAACAAACAAUCUUGUACCCUGCGCGAUUUGUCAAGACUACUGAAGUUGAGAAAACUUAACAUCUACAUAAAAGUGAAAGAGUUUCUCAGACUGCAGGGCUUGGAGUAUUUAGAAAAGUUUGAAGACGUGCAAAAGUUGACUAUAUCAUGGGGAGGAUGCUCUUUACAAGCUCAAGCUGAAAACGUAGCCGAAGCAUUUCAUUUUGCUACACUUCCUCCCAAACUGCAGAAACUAGAUCUUCAAUGUUUUCCUAUGAUGAGUCUACGCAAUUGGCUAAUGCCCGGCAAACUCAAGGAACUAAAGAAACUCUAUAUUAGAGGAGGGAAACUAUGUGAUCUAGGCCAAUUUCAGAAACGUCAAGGGGAGCAGUGGACUGUGGAGAUAUUGCGUUUGAAGUACUUGAGCAAAUUAAAGAUAGAUUGGAGUGAACUGAGGAUAUUAUUUCCCAAGUUAAUUUACUUGCACCAAGAAGAAUGCCCCAAGUUAACUAACUCCCCGUGUGAUGAGAGGGGCGUGUGGAUGAACAUGGAGGUGAUUGAUUCGAACAUGCAGUUGCGGAAAUACCUCGAAACCAGCGGCAUGGUCAGCUCAAGUUCUAUGUCAGGCUCUGAUCCAACCUUAGGUCAGGAUGAUUCUAACAUUUGUCCAGUAGUUGAGAGACAACUAAGUUAG
Messenger RNA from Rhododendron vialii, 1827 nucleotides. Its product is annotated as disease resistance RPP13-like protein 4. NCBI's taxonomy places the organism in Eukaryota, Viridiplantae, Streptophyta, Magnoliopsida, Ericales, Ericaceae. The transcript has a single exon. Bases 1 to 1827 code for a protein of 608 amino acids. The record is from RefSeq and is a predicted model, not a curated record.